GUUCGCUCCCACAAAAAGAACGCAUCGAGUCUUCCCCCUUCUCAAUUCUCUACCAAUCCAUCCAUCUAAAAAAAAUUCUCUAGCAAUCAGCGAUGGCGUGGGCGACGAGGUUCUUGUCGGCGGUGUGCUUCUUCGCGGCGGGCGUCCUCUUCGCCCCGGACGUCCUGCUCGGCGCCCGCUCCGGCUCCGGCGCCACCGCCGUCACGGCCGCCAAGGUGUCCCACCUCCUCUGCUUCGCCACCUCCUGGGGCGCCGCGCUCUGGGCUACCUUCAUCGGCGGGAUCAUCAUGUUCAAGAACCUGCCGAGGCACCAGUUCGGGAACCUCCAGGGGAAGAUGUUCCCGGCCUACUUCACGCUCAUCUCCGCCUGCGCCGCCAUCUCCGUCGCCGCCUUCGCCUACCUCCACCCGUGGAAGGCCGCGUCCGCCGUCGAGCGCUACCAGCUCGGGUUCCUCAUCUCCGCGCUCGGCUUCAACCUCUCCAACCUGCUGGUCUUCACCCCCAUGACCAUCGAGAUGAUGAAGAAGAGGCACAAGAUCGAGAGAGAACUAAGCAUUGGUGACGAGGUCGGGUGGUCAAAGAAUGUCAAGUCGGCGAAGAGCAACCCUACCCUCGCCGCGAUGAACAAGAAGUUCGGGAUGAUCCACGGGCUCUCGUCGCUGGCUAACAUCAUGUCGUUCGGCAGCCUGGCCAUGCACUCAUGGUACCUUGCCAGCAAGCUUGAGCUGUGAUAUGUGCAAACACCCAUGGCUUCACCGUGACCCCGUUAAAUAUCUGGUGGCGUAGUGAUGUGCCUAUGCUCAAAUUAAAACAAUGGAUUCAUGUCAUGAGGUUGUGAGCAUAUAUAAUUAUAUUGACUUGGCUUUGAAUUGUUGUACCUGAAAGAAGCUGCAGAAUCCAUGUAAUACUCUCCGAUUUAUUUCUCUGAAGGAGUUCAGAAUCA
Molecule: messenger RNA, 943 nt
Organism: Lolium perenne
Lineage: Eukaryota; Viridiplantae; Streptophyta; Magnoliopsida; Poales; Poaceae
Source: RefSeq, a predicted model, not a curated record